CAUUUAUUGUGAAUGGUGAGAAUCAUCAUGCAAAUUAUGUUGAAUUUGUAACAACAUCACAUGCUUUUCUUGCUUCCAUACUUGUCAUACCUUUAAACUCAUCUUCUUUUACCUAGCAAAGACCAUUUUCAGAAAAACAUGGUGAGGUCUUCAAGUUGUGAAAAAAAUAGUGUCAUCAAAAGAAGUGUAUGGAUUGCAGAAGAAGAUGCAAAGACACCUUCAUUUGUCUCAGAGCAUGGAUCUGUUAAUUUGACUUCUGUCCCUAAAAAAACAGGUGUUAAAAGGUAUGGAAAAAGUUGCAGGCUUAGGUGGAGUAACUCCAUGUCUGAUCCAAAGCAUGAUGAUAAGUUCACAUCCCAAGAAGAAGAUCUAAUUGUUAAGCUUCAUGCAGCCAUAGGUAGUAGGUGGUCUAUCAUAGCUCAACAACUACCUGGGAGAACAGACAAUGAUGUUAAGAACAAUUGGAACACAAAGCUGAAAAAGAAGCUGUCUCAAAUGGGGAUAGACCCUGUUACUCACAAGCCUUUCUCUAAACUAAUUGUUGAUUAUGGAAAUAUAGGUGGUGCUAAUUGUCAUAUUAAUCAAGACUUUAGGAAUCAAAGAUUGAUCAGAAACACAAAUGACCUAUCAAAGCAAUUGCCACCCAAAAUGGAAACAGUUAUGAAUCUUUGUCAGUUCCAAACCAGUAAUAAUAAUAACCCAACAUCAAUGUUUGUGGAAGCAUUCUUGUCGUCGUCGUCGUCAACACCAUUACCUACCUUAUCUCCUUGUUCCUCCACUUCAACACAAGAAACAAACUUUUCUGCACCAUUUAGUUGGAAUGACUUUCUUCUACAAGAUGCUUUUUCACAAGAUGCACCUACUAAUAACCUGCAAGAACAACAAAUUUUAGGUGGAUUGUUAUCAAAGAAAGAGGUCGUGUCACACCAAGUCUCAUCAUCCUCGGACAUUUCAUUCGUAGAGACCAUACUCGAUCAAGAAAAUGAGAUGUUUCUAAGCUUUCCCGAACUUUUGGAGGAACCAUCCAAUUACUAAUCAGUUCAAAAUUUCGCAAUAUUUUUCCAAUAAGGCAGAGAGUAUCAUUUCACCAGCUGCCAAUGACAGUAAUUAACGAUCAAGCUUUGUUUGUUAGCUUAUGUUCGAAGUUCUUAAUCCUUGAACCAUGUAUAUCAUGUCCGUGUGUUUUAAUAAUUAUUCUUGUUACAAAAAAAAAAAUCAUUCUUGAAUUUGUUCAUAGGUGACAUACUGAUUUUUUGAAAAGACUGACACUCCCUUUAACAACCAAUCCAUCGAAUCAUCAAUUCUCGGCAAAGACUUCAGACGCAUCUUUUAGUCAAUAUACGCAAUUGUCUCGAAUUUCAUUAUAUUUUUUCGAUAACUUCAAGUCUAUUCAUUUGCCGACAUCAAUAAACGUUGCUAAAUAGGAGUAU
Messenger RNA from Medicago truncatula (barrel medic), 1430 nucleotides. RefSeq names its product transcription factor MYB35. Lineage: Eukaryota; Viridiplantae; Streptophyta; Magnoliopsida; Fabales; Fabaceae. The transcript is spliced from 3 exons. The coding region runs from base 139 to 1035 and encodes 298 amino acids. The record is from RefSeq and is a predicted model, not a curated record.